UUUUUUUCCCUUGACGUGGUCGUGACAUUGGGGGCACCAGCCGGUGGGAAACACCGGCUUUUGCUUUUGACGGAGCAGUUUAACGGAGUAACGUGUCACCGAGCUAACUUGGAUUAUUAAUGUCAUCGAAGUCGAGAGUCCACAGCAAAGGCACGAGGAUGCCGUCGGGGGAGGCCUCGGCGAGCGGGUUCCAGCAGUGCCGUCUGGCCCAGGAGCAGCUGGAGGACGCCAUCAACGCCGUGAUGAAGGCCGAGCAGCAGCUGAGGGAGAACGCCAGAGAGGUGCGUGGCGAGCUGCAGAGCAGUGUGAGCCGUCAGCAGGAGGCGCUGCGCUGCAGAGAGGUUUGGCUGCUGGGUCAGAUCGAGCUGCUGGAGCAACUGAAGACAGAAACUCUGCAGCAGCAGCUGCACAGACUGCACUGGCUCCGAGGUCAGUUUGACGUGAUCGUCCAUCAGAUGCAGAACUCCAACAACAGCAACGACCUGAGCAACCAGCUGACCAGCUGCAUGGAGAAGUUCUCCUCUCUGAGCCUGACACCAGAGGAAACACCUGACAUGAGUUUCCACGCCGACACUCGCUCUCUGAGGCACGCCAUCACCACGUUCGGCAGCAUCACUGCUCAGCUCGUGGAGGGUGUGUCCUCGCAGAGCCCCGCCCACCUGAGAGAUCAGGUGCAGAGUUGUCCAAUCGCUGCCAAGAGACAGAAGAUGGAUGCCGCCGCUCUGGACCACUGGCUGCUGGGAGCCCGUCCAGCAAGCAGCGCUCCUAUUGGCUACCAGCCCAGCGGGAACCCUGAGGAUUGGCUGAUCCCACACAAGGAGAGCAAGACUUCCUGUCCGGUCCUGGCCUCGGUGGACUUCCUGCAGGCCUGGGGUCAGCUCAGGGACCUGGAGGCGUGGCUCCUCCCGGACCAGACCCCCGUCAGAAGGGACAGGACCAGCAGCAGCUGCAGCUCCUCCUUCUCCAUCGAGAAGAUCGACGAAUCAGAGUUCACCGUCUCCUCGGAGGAGGAAGAGGAGGAGGAGGAGGAGGAGGAGGAGCUGAGCGACUGGCUCAUCACUCCGCCUACUGUUGCCAUGGAGACCAUGUCAGACGCCGAGCGGUGGCGUCUGGUGUUGAAGCCGUUUGAGGACAGAUGGUCGACCAGUGAUUGGCUGGCGGGGUCGAGCCGCCCCCCCGCAGACUGCUCCUCCUGCUGCCAGACCACCAAGGCCGUGGAGAUCGAGAACCUGGGCCGGCUCAAGUGCCUCAAGACCCCGCCCGCCUCCAGCCCCGGCUCCCCGGCGGGCCUGGAGGCGUGGCUGCAGCAGGUGGUUCCGGUGCAGCAGAACUGCCGGGCCAACGAGGUCUGCUCCACCUACGCCGACUGCGUCUGCGAGGGGAACUGUGGGAAGGAAGCGCUGAGCCUCUGGCUGCUCCGGCAGGACGGGCGAGACAAGAACGGAGUCCCGGUCGACAAGAACGCCACGCCCGCCGACAAGAACGCCACGCCCGCCGACAAGAACGCCACGCCCGCCGACAAGAACGCCACGCCCGCCGACAAGAACGCCACGCCCGCCGACAAGAACGCCACGCCCGCCACUAAGAGUGCCCCGCCCACCCUGCGCCUCAGGGAGCAGGAGCAGAAGGUUCAGGCCAUCCUGGAGGCCUGGCUCCACCCGUCCAACAUCUCCUCCUGCAGGGCUCCUCUGCAGACUCUCACCUCCUCCCUCUCGGGCUGGUUGGCUCCGGAGGAGGAGAAGGCCAGCAGGGAGGAGCACAGCUCCCACUUCAAGCCUUCCUCCUCCUCUUCUCUGUUCCAGUGCCCUCCGGAUCCAGGACUCUGGGUGUUUCCAGGACAGACGCCUCCUCCUGCUCCGGGGUCAGGAGGUCAGCCCGGCCCAGAACCCGAGGAGGACAAAUGGCUGCUGAAGAAGAGGAGUCAGGCUCAGGAGCGUCUGGCGCUGCCCACCGUCUGUGACCUGUUCUCCUGCCUGAAGCUGGGCGGAGACAAAGAGAAAUGGCUGCACAGGGCUCCGGAGCAGAUGUGACGGCGAUGAUGAUGGAUGCUCCUUCUUCUUCUUCUCCUCUCUUCUGUGAGUCACUUUAUUAUUGCUGAUCAGCGCACACGAACGCAACAGUCUAACCAUCGCCGCCUUCUUCCUGUGACAUCACCACGCCGAGCCGCUACCCGCCGCUCUCCUCCAAUCAGGACCAGGAACGAACCGAUCGGUACGCCGAGUCGGCCGUCUGCGUGGGGGGGAAACCUCGUGUCUCCACUCUUGACUCACGAGGUUUUCUGACGUCACCUCGAACUUUAGGACUCUUUGAUUUGCAUUUUUAAGUCGACCAAUCAGAUCCUCUCCUGAUUCGUUAUUUUAAGUCGUUUGUUUAGUAGAAAUAUUGAUUGCUGAUUAGAACUCAUUUCUUUGAUUUGGUGCAGCUUGAUUCAUGCAGACCUACAUAUCCCAGAAUGCAUUUAAUCAGCUGAUCCUGACAGGAGGAGAAGGGGCGGGGCCAUGGAGUCGGGUGGGCGGAGCUAAUGUAUAAAUAGUCUAAUAUAAAGUAGUCUUUAUUUUAACGAGCCAGGUUUUAUGAUUUCUCUUCAUGGAUCAGAUUCUCUGGGUGCAUUAUGACCUUUUCUUCUGUUUUUCCUGUGAAACUGCUGAACUACAGAGAUCUACUUCCUGUCCAGGCUGCAGGCUGCUCGCAUCACUUCCUGCAGUCACAAUAGCCGAGUCCAUAGAGACGCACUUUAAAACCUCCUGAAAGUUUAACAGACACAAAACAUUCAAAACAUAGUUUGCCCUGAGUCUAGUCUCGCAGGCUGACCACCUGCGAGACCUGGUUCAGGGCAGAAACAGAAACUUUUGUUUCCCAAAAUGCCUUGGGCCGAAGCAUCCUGCAGCCUCGUAGCAGACGGGUCACGUGACUCCGCAGUCAGCAGUGAUUGGUGCUUUUUAAUGAAGCUGUGUGACAGUUUGUUUGGGGGGGCGGGGGCUUCUGUCAUAUAACGCUGUGAUGUCAUCAGCACUCUGUUCUCUACAGUAAUAAAACAUGCUGACAUUA
Molecule: messenger RNA, 3048 nt
Organism: Micropterus dolomieu (smallmouth bass)
Lineage: Eukaryota; Metazoa; Chordata; Actinopteri; Centrarchiformes; Centrarchidae
Gene: ncoa4
Product: nuclear receptor coactivator 4
Exons: 11
Coding region: 120-2030 (636 amino acids)
Biological process (GO): response to hormone; intracellular iron ion homeostasis
Molecular function (GO): transcription coactivator activity
Source: RefSeq, a predicted model, not a curated record